AACACCCAUUGUAGUAAAUGGGAAAUACCUACACUGGAAUUUAAGGAAAACCCUAGGCAAUAUUUGGACAGAAAUGAUAACAUCAUUCUAAAGAAAUGUUGAUAUAAUUCGAGACAAAUGGCCACACCGAGGAAACACCAUAUAUAGUAAAACAACAGGUAUGUGAAUUAACAGGUAAAUUUGUCAACCAACAGAAGAAAAUUAUCGGUAUUCCAAAGUAUAUUGGUGUAAUGUCCGACGUGUUUAGUGUGAUUUGGGAUUCCGUGUAGACAUGAUCCAAGACUGGAUCUUUUGGAAAAGAUAAGGUUUUUUUUUCGAUUCCCGAAUCUGAAGACGACUCUAUGAAUUAAGAAUAAUUUUCAAAUUCAGUAACCUAACCCUUGUUUAAUAUGUUACUUCCGGUAUAUUAAUGUCUGAUAUUAUAUGAUGAUCGAUGAGAGACGGACUAUUAGAAAUAUUAUAUUAACUACCUCGUUCGCUUAUACUAGAGACAAUAUCAUAGGUAGCGGAGCUUCUUCUAUUGUUUAUUGUGCUGUACAUCGGAAAACUGGCCAGACUGUAGCGGCUAAAGUUUUAAAAGAUCAUUCUAAAGUCAAUCUACAAGAUCUACAAAGAGAAAUUCUUUCAUUAGGUCAACUGAAUCAUCCAAACAUUAUCAAAUUCUAUGGCGUCGAAAAAGAGCUUGAUACUGGACGACAAGUCGUACUUCUACAGUACUGUCAAUCAAGUCUUCAUUCCUUCCUCCAGGAACCAGAAAAUGUUCACGGUAUAUGUGACAUCGAACUGAUCAUUCUCUUCAAAGAUUUAUGUUCGGCUUUAUCUUAUAUGCGCACCAGAAACAUCAUACACCGUGAUAUAAAGCCAGGCAACGUACUCAGAUAUACGGCACCAGAUUUAAGCAUAGUUUAUAUUCUCUCCGAUUUCGGAACUAGUCGUAGUUUGGAAGAUGAAGGCACCUAUUAUUCACUGGUUGGAACGGAAGAAUACUUACACCCAGCUGUGUAUGAGAAGGCAUUUGUUGAUCGUAAUGUACGCACAGCUUUUACGUUAUCAACAGACUUAUGGAGUUUAGCUUGCACACUGUAUCAAGCUGUUACAUCAAAGAUGCCCUUUAUACCAAAUGCUGGAGCCAGGGAAGACAAGAACGCCAUGUAUGAGAUGAUAUCGUGCAAACCUUCUGGAGCUUUAAGUGGAUAUCAAGACGAGGCUAAUGGCGAAAUAAAAUGGAUGACAGAUUUUCCGACAGGCUGCAGAUCGUCACGCCAUUUACAAGAAUUAUUAAAGAAUAUCAUAUCUAAACUAUUAGAAGCAGAUCCACAAAAACAGCUGUCAUAUGAAGAACUAUUUUCAGAACAGAGAAAACUAAAUAAAAGAUUUCAGCUAAAUAUUAUAAACACUAGUGACGGAACCAACUUUAAUUUGUAUUUUACACCAAAUGAUAGUUUAACACAGCUUAAAGAAGAGAUCGCCAGAUAUACUGAUGUUCCAGCCGAGUAUCAGACAUUAUAUUAUGAUGAUUUGAUGUUAGAUAAGGCGGUUAUCAGGGGAUCAAGUCUGGGUGAUCUAUUCAAUCAACGACAGACUAACUACAUCCCAGCUGUAUUUAAACACAACUUGGAGGAAGGCCUGAAACUAUUCAAACUAGAAUCGUUUGGUGUUUAUAAUAAUUCGAGUUCAGUUGCUAAUGAUUAUGAUAUAACGUUUAAACGAAUUGUCAUAGUAUAUCAGAUAAUAGAUUUAGUAUACGACUCGUUUCAUUAUCAACAGAAAACAGUGAGAACAUUAGUUAUAAUGUGGGCGAUGAUCAAGACAUUUACUCUGAAGAUUGAGAAGGGGUAUGAAUGUUUAUUACUGGAGAUGAAUAACAUGAGAUAUAUGUUACAGUUUUACCGUAGAGAAGUCAGAGAAGAAGAAGAUCUGUCAAAAUUUAGUUUAAAAUCAAUCAGUGAUGAUAUACGUCACAUAGACCACCGUGUUGUUAAUGGUAACGCGUCGGCGCAGAAAUACAGCACAUAUUCGCCAGAAGUCAGCAACAUGGCGGCGCUGGACAAGAUGGAAGUAGAUAUAAAACCUGUACGUGAUAUUAUCAGACGCCUGAAUAUCAUGAUGGAGGCACAGUACAACAAGAUGGCGGUUCCUCAAGACAGUUGCACUUGUUCAUGUCUUCAGAAAGCCAAGAAAUAUGCAGAUGACAUGAAGAUAAUUUUAACUAGAAUGAAGCGAAGAAAAAAAAUGGAGAUUUUACCAGAGGAAGAACGUAUUCUGCAUUUAAAAGAUCGUAAUGACGUAGAAGAAUUGAGUGCAAGUUGUUUAAAUCUGUGGCAAGACCAUUGUUGGGUGAAGAAACAGCAAUAUUACAAGCAGUUUAUACACAGCAAGAGGAGUUUCCAUGAAUGUCACGACCUGACUUUAAAAGCCAAUGAUAGAUUGAGGAAGAUCAGAGAGAAAUGUAAUAGUUUUAAUGACCAGAUACGCAAGUCAGUCCAGCUUGUGAAAAAUGAACAUUCCAUUGAUUCGCUACAUAUUCGAAGUGGAAGCGUGAAGAAUGUGGACAGUUCUAGUAGAUUCCACGGGGACGUCCCAGUUCCUGUCACCGUUCCGAAAGGUUGUUUUAAUGGUGGUGACGUUAGUAGGAAGAUUGCAAGUAAUUAUUAGAUCUGAUUAGUAGGUAAAGGUGUAGACUAUUAGAGAAAGAUAGGAAAGAAAAGUUAAUGUGUGUAUACGUGUAAUGUGCACAAUGUGCAGUAUAUUUGUUUAAGGCCUUGGUCUUUUGUACAUAAAGUUGAACAUAAAAAAGAUGUACAGUGGAUGAUAGAAGCUGGUGUUGUGCUAUUUUUAUUUGUUGUUUUUAUUUUUAUCUAUAUUGUCCGUAUAAUCAUAUAUUUCCCCCAGGCUCUAAUCAAGUUUAAUAAAUGUAUUUAUUUGGAAUUAUACGAGUACCAUAUAUGAACUGUAAUUACAAUCUGAUUAAAACACAGAUCCUAUUUCGUUUCGUUUUUCAUAGUUCAAAAUUUCGUUUUGCUUGUCUUUACUAAACUAGGAUCUAUAAGAGUUAUAUAAAAAAAAGCCGCGUUCUUGAUGUUGUAAAGGAUUAGCCAAUGAAACGGGCUGUUACGGCGAGGUUUUGGCAUAAGGUGCACAGAACUGUGGGUAACCCACUAAAAACAUCAACGCUGAUUGGUUAAUCGAGUGUCUGACGUCAUAGAUUAAAAAAAAAAACCGCUCGUAUGGCAUCUGAAGCGAACUUCCAUUACAACCAGCCAGAUCUUUAUGUAAUAGAGGCAAUCAAAAAUAUAAAAAAUACGAAACGAAAUAUAGAUCUGUAUUUUAAUUAAAUAUGAACUGUUAUUAAGAUAAUAUUGUUUUAUAACUCAAGGCUAUAAUACAAAAUAUUGUUAAGCUAUUUAUAGAUUCUGUAAUAAAUUGUACAUGGGUAUAUAUCUUUAUAACUCGAGGCCUAAAUACAACAUAUUGUAUUAUUUAGGUUUAACUAUAUAGAUUUAUAAAAGUUAUAUAUAUAAGUAUUAUGUACUCUACUGAACAUGGCGGAAGUAUUUUAUAUUCAAAGACCUCGGAGUAUGAAAUAAUCAUUUAUUUUUUGAGAAAUGAUCGAAAUAUUUACAGAAAAAGGGGUUAAUACAACCCAUAUCGUACAAAAUCAGCAAAUUGUAAUUUUGACUUUGAGCACCAGGAACACUUGCCUUCACAAUCCGACAAGCCGAAAUAUAGAAUGGCCACUAACAGCAACCAUAAAUAACUGUGCUGUAAUAUUGUAAUUUUAAAUAUUAUAAUAAUGUUAUUAUGUAUUUCUAGAGGGAUGGUAAAAUUAAUAUCUGCUAUUGAUAAUAUCCAAUAAAAUAAGCCUUGCCUGCUUAAUAUCUACCUCACACUUCCAUCCUUAUCACGGUUUCACCCUCAUCACGGUUUCACCCUCAUCACAGUUUCAUCUUCAUCACAGUUUCAUUGCUAACAGUCUCAUCUGUUGUAAUUAUCUGUCAAUAAUAUAGUUAACAAUAUAAGCUAUGCCUCGUGGAAUUAUUC
Patella vulgata (common limpet) is the source of this 4041-nucleotide messenger RNA. RefSeq names its product serine/threonine-protein kinase TBK1. NCBI's taxonomy places the organism in Eukaryota, Metazoa, Mollusca, Gastropoda, Patellidae. Gene Ontology annotation, biological process: peptidyl-serine phosphorylation. The transcript is spliced from 20 exons. Bases 424 to 2655 code for a protein of 743 amino acids. Gene Ontology annotation, molecular function: protein binding; ATP binding; protein serine/threonine kinase activity. The record is from RefSeq and is a predicted model, not a curated record. Gene Ontology annotation, cellular component: cytoplasm.